Molecule: messenger RNA, 1737 nt
Organism: Cervus elaphus (red deer)
Lineage: Eukaryota; Metazoa; Chordata; Mammalia; Artiodactyla; Cervidae
Gene: CRYBB2
Product: crystallin beta B2
Exons: 6
Coding region: 1027-1644 (205 amino acids)
Biological process (GO): visual perception; lens development in camera-type eye
Molecular function (GO): structural constituent of eye lens
Source: RefSeq, a predicted model, not a curated record
GGCCCCUUGCUGAAUGAAGUGGUGUUGUUGCCUCAGGACACUUUUCUCUUGACGUGUGAGGUCCCCUGUCGCAUAACCAUUGACGUCUCUCUGUCUCCAGGUUUAAGGCUGGGCAACUUCAAGGCUCACUCACAGUUGGCCGUAAGAGGCUGAGGAAACUCAUGAGUGCGUAGGCAUCGGGAAGUGAGGACGGGGCCGGAAAGUUGUGGGGGUGACCUGAGGUGGCGUCCACUAGCACGAGGGGCCCUGCGUAGCUGGCUGCCACGAGAGGCAUCUUUCUCUUCCGUGAGAUUGAGUGUCCUGUUCAAUUCAGAGUCUCAUUCCAGUUUAAAGGUGGCAGCUCCGCGCUCGGGGCUCCUCUGACUGCCCGGGGUUGGCUGAAUGCAGGCGAAAGGCGAGGACCAAGUAUGUCACAUACUUGGGGGUUACCUGGUCGGGUAAGACAACCCCAUACCCCAAACACCGGCCUCAGUCGGGCCACAGGAGUGGGCAGAGCAGCAAUGUAGGGGGCCGGGACCACGGCUACAUGCUGGCUACAAUGCGUUACAACAGGUGUGAGACGUUACAAGAUGUAACCAGAGUCUUCGAGCACCACAACCACUGUUCUGGGUCUAGAACAGCCGUGUGUGACCUACGGGACCCCCUUGGACAUGGAUUGCUACUAAGGCCCAUGAAGUCCAGGAAUGGGCCAUUAAAAAUACCAAACACUGGCUUUUCCACCUGCUUUACAAACUCUGUCACUGCCAGGCUGUUUAAAAGAGCACUUAAACAUUGAGAGGGGAAUUUGCUCUCAGCACGUGGACCAGGAGGCUGACUUGAGCCCUGUGAGCUAUCACUGAGCAUCCCAUGAUCAUCGUCCCAGCACCCACGCCGUGUUAACCCAGAACUGUAGUCAACAUCAUCUGAGCUCAACUGUCAAUACCAAAGGAUCGUUGCCAACCAAGAACGACCUUUUGCCCUUCAAAUGGGAUCUGCCCCCUGUUGAGCCUGAGACUGGCAGGUCACUCCUGCACGGGACAGCCCACCAUGGCCUCAGACCACCAGACCCAAGCGGGCAAGCCGCAGCCCCUCAACCCCAAGAUCAUCAUCUUUGAGCAGGAGAACUUCCAGGGCCACUCACAUGAGCUCAACGGGCCCUGCCCCAACCUGAAGGAGACUGGCGUGGAGAAGGCAGCCUCUGUCCUGGUGCAGGCUGGACCCUGGGUGGGCUACGAGCAGGCCAACUGCAAAGGGGAGCAGUUCGUGUUUGAGAAGGGUGAGUACCCCCGCUGGGACUCGUGGACCAGCAGUCGGAGGACGGACUCGCUCAGCUCCCUGAGGCCCAUCAAAGUGGACAGCCAGGAGCACAAGAUCACCCUGUAUGAGAACCCUAACUUCACGGGGAAGAAGAUGGAGGUGAUAGACGAUGACGUGCCCAGCUUCCACGCCCAUGGCUACCAGGAGAAGGUGUCUUCCGUGCGGGUGCAGAGUGGCACGUGGGUCGGCUACCAGUACCCCGGCUACCGUGGGCUGCAGUACCUGCUGGAGAAGGGUGAUUACAAGGACAGCGGUGACUUCGGGGCCCCCCAGCCCCAGGUGCAGUCCGUGCGCCGCAUUCGGGACAUGCAGUGGCACCAGCGGGGCGCCUUCCACCCCUCCAGCUAGUGCCCCUCCCUUGCCUCCUUCCCAGGGGCCUGGCCUCUGCCCAGCAUCCCACCAGACAUCCUGGAGAGUGAAUAAAGUGUGACUUGCAACUUA